AUGAGCAUUCUAAACACGGAUUCGGAGAACCGCGUGGUCCUAAACGUGGGUGGUAUCCGCCAUGAGACGUACAAGGCGACCCUGAAGAAGAUCCCCGCAACGAGGCUGUCAAAGUUGACCGAGGCUCUCGGUAACUACGACCCAAUCCUGAACGAAUACUUCUUCGACAGGCAUCCGGGAGUGUUCGCUCAGGUGCUUAACUAUUAUCGCACCGGGAAACUUCACUAUCCAACGGACGUAUGCGGGCCUCUGUUCGAGGAAGAACUCGACUUUUGGGGCCUCGACUCCAAUCAGGUGGAGCCAUGUUGCUGGAUGACCUACACUCAGCAUCGGGACACGCAGGAAACGCUGACAGUCCUCGACAGGUUGGACCUUGAUACCGAGAAGCCGACAGACGAGGAACUGGCGAGGAAGUUCGGUUUCGAAGAGGCGUAUUACGAUGGCACUCUAACGUGGUGGCAAAAGCUCAAGCCCCAGAUGUGGUCGCUGUUCGAUGAACCCUACUCGUCAUUAGCAGCUAAGGUGAUCAGCAUAGUCUCGGUCCUGUUCAUCUGCAUCUCGAUCUUGUCAUUCUGCCUGAAGACGCAUCCGGACAUGCGUGUGCCGGUGAUCGUGAACCGGUCGGUGAACAUGGGCAACGUAAGCUCCUGGGCGGUGGACAAAACGCACACGAACGCUCACGACUUCUUUUUCUACAUCGAGUGCGUGUGCAACGCCUGGUUUACACUCGAGUUCCUAAUACGGAUUACCGCGAGCCCGAAUCGCUGCGUGUUCAUCAAGAGCUCGGUAAAUUUGAUCGACAUGGUCGCCACAUUGAGCUUCUACCUCGAUCUGGCGUUACAACGUUUCGCCUCGCAUCUGGAGAACGCCGACAUCCUCGAGUUUCUCAGUAUCAUACGUAUCAUGAGACUGUUCAAACUGACACGUCACUCGUCCGGACUGAAGAUCCUUAUCCAGACAUUCCGCGCCUCCGCGAAGGAGCUAACCCUCCUCGUAUUCUUCCUGGUCCUUGGCAUUGUGAUCUUCGCCAGUUUGGUCUACUACGCCGAGCGCACACAGUACAACCCGAAGAACGAUUUCAAGAGCAUACCGUUGGGCCUAUGGUGGGCCCUGGUCACUAUGACCACAGUCGGUUACGGUGACAUGGUGCCGAAAACCUACGUCGGGAUGUUCGUCGGCGCGCUAUGCGCCCUUGCCGGUGUCCUCACGAUCGCCCUGCCGGUGCCCGUGAUCGUCAGCAACUUUGCGAUGUAUUACAGUCACACGCAGGCGCGAGCCAAACUACCGAAGAAGAGACGCCGCGUACUACCGGUCGAGCAGCCGAGAGUUCGAGCUCUUGGCGCACCGUUGGGAAUGACCGGGGUAUCAGGCACUACGGGGCCACCGGGAUGCACCCAGCAGCACAUGCAGUCGGGUGGACCGACAUCGGGGACCGGCGGUCUACCUCCUGGCCUCGGACAAACACCCGGAGUUGGCUGCACUGGCGGCCAGGGACCCCAGAACAGACGAAUGAACGCCAUCAAGACUAAUCAUCCCAAGGACGUUUCGUUCGCUACGAAAACAGAGGAGGACCGGAGGAACUCUAACCUGCGGACCAACGGGACCAAGACAGCCGGAGGUUUGGGUUAA
Molecule: messenger RNA, 1629 nt
Organism: Habropoda laboriosa
Lineage: Eukaryota; Metazoa; Arthropoda; Insecta; Hymenoptera; Apidae
Gene: Shaw
Product: potassium voltage-gated channel protein Shaw
Exons: 4
Coding region: 1-1629 (542 amino acids)
Biological process (GO): protein homooligomerization; potassium ion transmembrane transport
Cellular component (GO): voltage-gated potassium channel complex; neuronal cell body membrane; dendrite membrane
Molecular function (GO): protein binding; delayed rectifier potassium channel activity
Source: RefSeq, a predicted model, not a curated record